AUGGUUGACCUAGUUGAAGUUCAUCAAGAGACUCUGUUUCGCGAGCUUCGUCAAGAGGGUGAAACGGCUUGUUUUGGAUCUGACAGAGACAUUGAUGCGUCGGUCUGUUGUACCUCCAGCUCUGCUGGUUUAGAAACACCAUCGGCGGUCAUCGUUGGAGAUGUAGUGGUCGCUACUUCAGUCGCUUCGUCAGUCGACGGCAGUGCUUGGAGAUUGCUGGCUUGUAGAUCUGAUGGCUGUUUCAAACACCAUUGA
This is a messenger RNA of Microthlaspi erraticum, 255 nucleotides long. The record is from the annotation of a GenBank genome assembly. NCBI's taxonomy places the organism in Eukaryota, Viridiplantae, Streptophyta, Magnoliopsida, Brassicales, Brassicaceae.